AGCUACAAUUAAACGUUUGUUUAUUUUAACAUAAAAAUAUAACGAGAAGAGAAAUAUAAAAAAAUAAGAAAAUUUUUAAAAAAUACAAUAAAUUUUAUAGAAUUUCUUUUUAAAAACUUCGAAAAAAGCAAUAAAUAAAAUUAGAACGGUUCUAUUUGUUGUGAAUCUGUUAAAAAAAAGAUCUACAUACAUAUAAAUAUAUACGCAAGAGCGUUGUACAAUGUCUUUUCGUUCACGCUCACGUCCCACCCAGCCUUUGGCUUCACGUAGACGUUCUCUAUCGAGUUCGCGUGCCCAAAGUUCCGGGGCUUAUAAUUACAAUGGCACUUCCUACAAUACGGGUUCAACAAAUGGUUAUGGCACGAGCAGUUCAAGACCCUUAAGUACUGGCUAUUAUCCAAAUAAUACGGGUUCUUCGUCCUCAUACUAUCAGAGUCCUUAUAAUAGUGUUUAUUCGUCAAGAGAUAAUCUUUAUGGUGCUGGAUCUUCGUCACGCAAUAGCUCGGGCAAUAGUUAUUAUAGUAAUGGUAAUAAAUCAGCUUCAUCCUUAUCAUCAACAUCAUCGAAUUAUCGUCAUCAUGAAUAUAUGGCUGCUUGCUCUAAGGAGAGUAAUAAUACUACUACUACUAGUAAUGCUGCCUCUGCUGCUGCUACUACUUCUACUACUACUACCAAUAAAUAUCAAACUUCAUCUAAUCAACAACAAAUUCAUCAUCAUUCGAUAACCAUUUCCUUAACGCCCCCUACCAACAACAACAACCACAGCAGCAACAAUUAUUCAAGUUCCUAUAAAAACUCCAGCAAUAAUUAUAAUACCAGUCCUUUAAAAUCCUUUAAAUCCUAUACGCGUUCACCACAUGCUUCCUCAUCCUUAGCCAAUUCAUCGUCGAAAUCUUCAUCACCAUUAUCUACAUCUUCAUCAUCAACUUUUUAUGCUUCUAAAGCUUCGGGCAUUCAUUCUACUACUAGCGCCACCUCAAACACCUCCGGUUAUGAAAGCAAUAGCAAAUAUCAAACAUCAUCCAACAAUACCUUUUCCUCCUCUACUUUAGCCUCGAACGGUUAUGAUGCCCCCUCACGUUACAACUCCAAUCCCUAUAGCAGUGAUCGUUACAUCAGUCCCUAUACAUCGUCAUAUGAUAAAGGUAUAACCACGGCCUCGCUUAGUUUCAAUAUGGGUCCUUCUUCGACCGCUUCAAAGGGUUCAAAUUCUUAUUUGAACAAAUCUUCAGCCUCGGCGAAUGCCUCUUCCAGAUCUCUAAAUAAAACUAAAUCAUUAUCUAACUCGAAUAGCAGUUUAAAUGCCUAUCCCUCAACGUCUAGCAGUAAUGGUGCUAGUUCAGCAAAUGCUGCUGCUAUGGCCGCCAUUGUAUCACGUAGCAGUUCGUUGAGAGAACAGGAGCGUAAAUCACGAACACGCUCACGUUCUCGUACGGCAGCUCAGCGUUCACUUAGUGCUUCGUCGGAGAAAAGUGAAGGUUAUGAAAGCGGUAGCGAAACACGUCCCAGCCGUUCCCGAGUUGGCAGCACAGCUAGCACUGUUUCGGUAUCGACAUCCACCUCGGCCACAGACGAUAAGAAAACACGUGAUAAAUCGGAAAACAGUGGUGAUAAUAUUGAUUAUAAGGCUCUAUGGGAAGCUGUAAAAUUGGAAAAUGAUAAACUUAAACAACAAUUAAAGAAAAAAGAUGAUGAAGUUAUACAAACUAGAGCCACCCUCGAAAGAUUUGCUAAUGCUACCACUAAAAAUUCUCUGUCAGAGAUUGAAAAGCGCGAAAGGAGAGCUAUGGAACGAAAACUUUCCGAAUUGGAAGAAGAGCUUAAGCAACUGGAUGCUUACAAAGCGGAAAAUCUACGCCUUAAAGAAGAGAAUGGAGCGCUAAUUAGAGUUAUAAGUAAAUUAAGUAAAUGAAAUUCACUUAAUUAAAUAAUUUAAAUUAACACAUACAGAGAGAAUAGAAAACAAGAAAUAAAAACACGAUAAUAAAACACUUAUACAUAUAUUAAUAUUAUUAAUUAAUAAUAAUAUUAAUAUUAAAGAAAAAAUUAAUAAAACAAAUUUCAAAAUUAAAUUAUCAAGUAAACGAAAUUUAAAAGAAAAGGAAAAAGAAAACGCUGCUCCUUUAACAAAUCUUUAUAUAUGUU
Molecule: messenger RNA, 2145 nt
Organism: Lucilia sericata (common green bottle fly)
Lineage: Eukaryota; Metazoa; Arthropoda; Insecta; Diptera; Calliphoridae
Product: putative GPI-anchored protein pfl2
Exons: 6
Coding region: 221-1912 (563 amino acids)
Cellular component (GO): cytoplasm
Molecular function (GO): enzyme inhibitor activity; protein kinase binding; phosphatase regulator activity
Source: RefSeq, a predicted model, not a curated record